Messenger RNA from Oncorhynchus kisutch (coho salmon), 2181 nucleotides. It is a transcript of the gene il17rb, whose product is annotated as interleukin 17 receptor B. Lineage: Eukaryota; Metazoa; Chordata; Actinopteri; Salmoniformes; Salmonidae. The coding region runs from base 124 to 1422 and encodes 432 amino acids. The transcript has 9 exons. The record is from RefSeq and is a predicted model, not a curated record. Gene Ontology annotation, molecular function: interleukin-17 receptor activity.
UCACAGAGUGAUCGUCAGUAGGCGGACGGAUUUGGUGUUCUCAAUAGUUUCUUAUAUAACCCUUUCACGGGAUAUUUAGCCAUUUUGCAACUACAGAUGAAUAUGUGAUCAUUGUUUUCAGUCAUGAGGACCUUGCUGUUGAUUAUAUUCUCUAAAUUACUUACUGCUCAGCCGUCACCCAUAAUUAGUGUUACAUGUGAGGAAUCAGAAGAUGAGAUACCACCGGAAUGGAUAGAGAUUCCUCAGGCCUGUCCUUCUCUUCUGCUCGCACUCAAAGUUGCUGUUCUGCCUGAAGACUUUGGGGCUAUUCAGCUGAACAUAAGUUGGGCCAUCAACAUCGACAAAAGCAUUUACUAUCUCACAGGAACUUGGAUCGAUAUAGAUGGUGAUACAUACCGCUGUCAGUAUGAACCACCUUUCGAAGAAGUUGACCUCAGGGGUCUCGAACAGCUGUGGUUCUAUUACCUUGCACCUGCAAAACCAGGGAUCCAUAAGAUCAUCACUGCUUACAAUCUUCCGAUUCCGGCAGAGGGCGAAUUUUCUAAGUUUACGACAUGUAAUGUACCGUAUGCGACAUCAAAUGACGACACAGCUGAGUUGGCCUGGCCUACUUCAAACCCCACUGUGAUGCCCAUAUCUGUUACCACCCGUAAUGAUGAUGAGGUGAAACCAGCAAGCCUUCUAAUAGUCUAUCUUGGAUGCUUAGCUGGGCUCGUGGCACUGGUGGCUUGCUCGCUCACUCUGUAUCAAAUGUAUGGAAGGCACUCAAAUUCCCACUUCACUGAGCUGCCGAAGGCAACUGAGGUCACUGUGUCGGUGCUGGUGGUGUACCCUGCAGAAAACCCUGUCUUCCAGAGAGCUGUGCUAGCUUUUGCUGAGUUCCUCCAGUGGCAUGGUGACUGCCAGGUGGCUAUCGACAUGUGGCAGCGUGGCAGGCUGGCAGAGCAGGGCCCGAUUCGCUGGCUAGCAGAUCAAGCCAAAUCCGUAGCCAGGGUGAUGGUGGUAAGCCCGCAGCCCAACCACUGCCACACUGGCCCAGGGGAACACACAGUACCAGCCGCGGCUCAUGACCUGUUUCCUCUGGUGCUCAACAUGGUGGCAAGCUACGCUCAGUGCCCCAAUGAGCUGGCCAAGUUCUGGUUGGUGCACCUAGGCAAGGCCCCGGAGAGGAGCGGCCUACCUGUGGAAUUGACAUCCUGUAGGGAAUUUAGUCUGAACAGGGACUUGGAGAAACUGUGUAGACACUUGCAUCAGCAGGGCCCCAAAAGACCAGGGUUAAUGUUCAGAUCAGGGUUGGCCUAUGGGGAGAAGGCGACAGGGAAGCUGAAAGAGGCUGUGCAGCAGUUAGAGGCAUGGCAAUGCUCUCAGCCAGGAGGUGCAGGGGAGGCAGCUCCUUUGACCAAAUUGAUGGCUAGACUGUAAGAACCUGAUGAUGCUGGUGUGAUGACAAAUCCAGAGCUUAAAUAGUCAUAUGAAAAUAAUCUAAGUAAAAACUCUCUUUUGACCACUUGUAGAACAGUGGGACUGCAAAAAUGAGGGCAUGCUAACUUUUCUCACUUAGCUUUAAGAUUGCUUUUUAAAUAGUUUAAUAUGUUAUUUUUCAUCAAAUGUUUCUGUUUUGGAAAUGAAACAAAUAUUCUAUGGUGUUGACAUUUUUUAUAUACUUAUUGAAUGUUUUGUUUAUGUAAAUAAAUACUUGAAUCUAAUUGAAUCUAAAUGACAAUAAUUGACUAACUUCAAUGAGUAUACAAUAUUACACUGUAUUUUCCUUUAUAAAGCUCUGUAGUACCACAUUUUGUAUAAGAUCUGUCACGCCCUGGUCUAAGUAUUUUGUGUUUUUCUUCAUGUAUUGGGUCAGGCCAGGGUGUGGCAUGGGGUUUUUGUAUUGUGGUGUGUUUUGUCUUGGGGUUUUGGUGUGUAUGUAUUGGGAUUGUAGCUAGUGGGGUUAUCUAGCAAAGUCUAUGGCUGUCUGGAGUGGUUCUCAAUCAGAGGCAGGUGUUUAUCGUUGUCUCUGAUUGGGAACCAUAUUUAGGCAGCCAUAUUCUUUGAGUUUGUCGUGGGUGAUUGUCCUUAGUGUCCUCUAUGUUAGUUUGCACCAGUAUAGGCUGUUUUGGUUUUCGUUACGUUCUUUGUUUUGUAGUAUUUGUGUUGUACGUUGUUCAUUAAACAUGGAUCGCAAUC